Molecule: messenger RNA, 975 nt
Organism: Vavraia culicis subsp. floridensis
Lineage: Eukaryota; Fungi; Microsporidia; Pleistophoridae
Product: CMGC/GSK protein kinase
Exons: 1
Coding region: 1-975 (324 amino acids)
Biological process (GO): signal transduction; protein phosphorylation
Cellular component (GO): cytoplasm
Molecular function (GO): ATP binding; protein serine/threonine kinase activity
Source: RefSeq, a predicted model, not a curated record
AUGACCAGUUUAUUCCAAGCAAAACUGAACAAUGCCAUCACGAAGAUAAACGAUCUUAUGUUUGUGGACCAGUCCAUUCAGACAAACGUGCGAACGCUGUCGUUCAAAUACGUAGAAAAAAUAGGCAAGGGAACGUUUGGUUUCGUGGUGAAAAUUGAGGAGAAUGAGAAUGGCAAUAUUUUUGCCCUUAAAACGGUCUAUGAAGACAACAAACACUACUACCGAGAGAAAGAGAUCCUAGAAAAUCUGAAGAACAGACAUUUUGUGCGGUUGUUCGAGUAUGCAUACUUUGAGGAGAGCACCGAGGGGCGAUACGUGCAAUUGGUGUUGGAAUAUCUUCCCUUCUCGCUGCGCAACUUGAUUGUUUCUGAUCGGUUCGACUUUUUGAAGAAAUUUUACGAAGAAAAAGAAAAUUUCAGGGACGAGAUGGUAAAGGAUUUUCUGAGACAGGGAUUUGAGGGUCUGAGCUAUCUGCACUCGUUCGAUAUUGCACAUCGCGAUAUAAAGCCUGCGAACAUCCUGAUUGAUUACGACGGGACACUGAAAUUUUGUGAUUUGGGAAGCGCUAAGAAGCUUGAAACUAAGUCCAACACGACGUACAUAUGCUCAAGAUAUUACCGAGCACCUGAAAAUAUUAUCGGGUUAAAAAACUACAGCACAAAAAUUGAUAUUUGGUCUUUUGCACUUUCUAUCGCGGAGAUCAUUACGAAGAAGGUUAUUUUCAGGGGGCAAUCCAACGUAAAUCAGCUAGAAAAGAUACUAAGUCUGCUCAAAAUAUCACAGAAAGAUCUUUUGUUUAUGAAAUUGCGUAGAAACAAACGCGAAACAAUGGGUAUAAAGAAAUACAUGAGGAGGUACACAAACAAUAAGAGGCUUGUUGAGGUGUUUGAUAAGACGAUAAAGUUCAAUUCUAACAAACGAAGGAAUGCAAAGCAGGCAUUGGAGAUGGAGUUGUUUAAAAAACCGCGAGAAUAG